Messenger RNA from Gopherus flavomarginatus (Mexican gopher tortoise), 5158 nucleotides. RefSeq names its product inter-alpha-trypsin inhibitor heavy chain H3-like. Bases 1137 to 3773 code for a protein of 878 amino acids. The record is from RefSeq and is a predicted model, not a curated record. Lineage: Eukaryota; Metazoa; Chordata; Testudines; Testudinidae. The transcript is spliced from 22 exons. Gene Ontology annotation, biological process: hyaluronan metabolic process. Gene Ontology annotation, molecular function: serine-type endopeptidase inhibitor activity.
GAUGUGGGCGUCCUUCCCGGCGGCCAUUUUGGAAUUUGAAAAUUAAUGUCCCCAGUAUUGGUGCUCUCCUCUAGUCUCGCUAGAGACGGCGUGCUGAUGUAGCCCACACCACAAGUCUCCUGCCCAUAGACGGGGCUGCUCUGAUUGUCUUCUGGCUUGGAGCCAAAAUUCUUCACCCGAGUGGCACAAAUGAAGAGGCGAGCAGCAUGUGCCUCCGUACACACCCUCUCAGGGCAGCUGAGUUACCCAGAGACAUGCACCACUCCACCGCAAGCCAAGCAGCACGCAGCCCACCUAGAAGACUGGUCUCAGCAUGCAGCACUCCACCUCGGGCCUACCCUGAUGCAGUCCAUCUAGGAGACAGGUCCAGCCAUGCAAUGCUCUGCCUCAAGCACACAGCAGUGCAGUCCACCUAGGGGACAGGUUCCAACACGCAGUGGUCCACUUCAGGCUCACAGUAGUGCAGUCCAUGUAGGGGAGAGGUCCCACCUCCAGCACUCCGUUUCAGUCUCAGCAGGUGCAGCCUAGGGUGGAGAUGUGUGUCAGGUACCAGCUAGGUCUGCCUAAGGUGGGAAAUUGAAAACAUAUUUUCCACCAUAGCUGCUCCCCUCUUUCAAGGCCAAAGUUCUUUCGUCAUAAGACAAAAAACAACCCUCCAGAACCAAAACCUUGUUUCUGUUCAGUGCCCCUUUCACAGCUGCAGCACUGAAAGGCUUGAGGCUUUGGAUAGAUAUUUAAAGUUGAGAUUUUUUUCCUCUUACAAAAUACCUAAGCUAAACACGAUGUUAUAGUUGAAAAUUUACAUCCUUAUCAUGGAAAUGGUUAAGCAUAAACCUGACUAUUCACACACACAGGUACGUGCUGAAGUAUUUUUAGGAUUAGGAUCUAAAAUAUUAAAAAGUCAGUAGAUUCUUAGUUACAUUAGCUUUAUCUCAGGAUCCAUAGAUCUCUGACCACUCAUCACUUAUGCUGGAGAAUGCUCCUUAUUCCCCUUCUUGACACAUUUAUUUGCCUGAUUUACAUCAAAUUAUAUUUAACUAAAUAAUUCAUGAUCUACCAAUCUGCCACUUCUGGCAUUGGAUAAGGCUAUAGGUGUCUCCAGCUCAUGAGAGAGUAAACAGCAGAAGGGCAGGAGAAUGGAAGACAGUUUUCUAAGCCAUGGAGGGAAGCGAAGUGCUGAUGACUUGAUUGUCAAUGGCAUAGAAAUCUACAGCAUGAAAAUUGACAGCAAAGUGACUUCCCGAUUUGCCCACAAUGUCAUCACUAGCAGAGCUGUCAAUCGUGCCAAUGUGUCUAAGGAAGUGGUUUUUGAUGUGGAUCUCCCUAAGACAGCCUUCAUUACCAAUUUCAGCAUGACAAUUGAUGGUGUUACCUAUCCUGGGACUAUAAAAGAAAAAGAAGUUGCAAAAAAGCAAUAUGAGAAGGCUGUUUCACAGGGACAGACUGCAGGUCUCGUCCGGGCUUCUGGGAGAAAAACUGAAAAGUUCACUGUUUCAGUCAACAUUGCAGCAGCCAGCAAAGUCACUUUUGAGCUCACCUAUGAGGAACUGUUGAAGAGAAACUUUGGAAAAUAUGAGAUGCUCAUUAAAGUAAAACCAAAGCAGCUCAUCAAUCACUUUGAGAUCCAGGCAAACAUCUUUGAACCCCAAGGUAUCAGUGAGCUGGAAGCACAAGGAUCAUUCAUCACCAAUGACCUGUCACAAGUUAUUAAAAAAUCUUUCUCAGGAAAAAAGGGCCAUGUGUCUUUCAAGCCAACCAUUGAUCAGCAGCGAACCUGUGCAAAUUGUUCAACAUCACUGUUGGAUGGAGAUUUUACAAUAAAGUAUGAUGUGAAGAGAGACAGGCCGGGUGAUUUACAAAUUGUCAAUGGAUACUUUGUACACUUUUUUGCACCAACAAAUCUUCCAAAUUUUCCAAAAAACGUGGUUUUCGUAAUAGACAUUAGUGGCUCAAUGUCUGGAAUAGGAAUACAACAGACAAGGGAAGCACUUCUUAAAAUAUUAGAGGAUGUUAGGGAAGAUGACUACAUUAAUUUCAUACUGUUUGGUUCUGAUGUACAUGUUUGGAAAGACACAUUACUGAAAGCCACUCCUGAGAAUCUGAAGGAAGCUAAGGACUUCGUUCGAGCUAUUAACACUCAAGGCAUGACAAACCUACAUGGUGGUUUAAUGAAGGGAAUUGAAAUGCUGACUACAGCUUUUGAAACAAAUUCUGUGCCCAAGAGAAGUGCAUCUAUUAUUAUCAUGUUAACGGAUGGUCAACCCAAUGAAGGUGUAUCAGACCGUCAGGAAAUUCAAAUGAAUGUGAAAAAAGCCAUUCAAGGAAGAUACCCCUUAUAUAACCUAGCUUUUGGCUAUGGUGUUGACUAUAAUUUUCUAGAAAAGAUGGCACUAGAGAAUAAAGGAUUGGCUCGUCGCAUCUAUCCACAUUCUGAUUCAGCCAUACAAAUGGAGGGUUUUUAUGAGGAAGUAGCCAAUCCCAUGCUUACAGAAGUGGAGUUAAACUACCCUGAAAAUGCAAUAUCUGACUUAACUCAAAACAUCUUUAAGCACUACUAUGAUGGCUCUGAAAUCGUGGUGGCUGGACGUCUUACAGAUAAUGACCUGAACAGUUUGACUGCAGAUGUGAAAGCUCAAGGUGCAGAAAAUGAUGUGAUGUUUAGUGAACAAGCAGAUGUCGAAGAAACGGCAAAAGCUCUUCAAGAACAGGAGUACAUAUUUGGGGAUUACAUUGAGAGGCUUUGGGCUUAUCUCACCAUCCAACAAUUACUGGAUAAACGCACUGUAGCUCAGGGAGAAGAAAAGGAAAAUCUUACCACUGAAGCCCUGGAGCUCUCUCUGAAAUACAAGUUUGUGACACCUUUGACAUCCAUGGUGGUUACGAAGCCAGAAGAUAAUGAAGAUAAAGCUGCAAUUGCUGAUAAGCCAGUAGAAGCUGAAGCAAGGGCUGUCCCAGGCACUCAAUCAUAUCCAACACAUUCUUAUCUGUACUCUAGGCCUCCAAUCCCCUCCCUAUAUACUAGUGUUGAUGGAGAUCCACACUUCAUUAUAUCAGUGCCACAAAAAGAAGAUGCCAUUUGUUUCAAUAUCAAUGAAGAGACAGGUGCAGUGUUAAAUUUAAUAGAUGACCCAGUUACAGGCAUCAGAGUCAAUGGGCAGCUUAUUGGAGAUAAGAGAGUGAGCAGUGAUGCAAAGAUCCAAAACACAUAUUUUGGAAAGCUUGGGAUUGAAAAUAAGAAGCUGGAAUUAAAACUAGAAGUUACUCCUGAGAAAAUAACCCUCCAGAAGGGCAGAAAGAAGACAGUUUUCACCUGGCUUGAUACAGUCACCCUGCGACAAGAAGGUCUAACUGUCAUAAUCAACAGGAAAAAAAAUCUAGUGCUUUCAAUGGGAGAUGGCGCAUCAUUUGUUAUUGUUUUGCACCAAGUGUGGAAGAAGCAUCCUCUACACCAGGACUUCCUAGGAUUGUAUACGCUGGAUAGUCACAAGCUGUCUGAACGUACCCAUGGCUUAUUAGGGCAAUUUUUUCACCACAUUGACUUUAAUAUACUUGAAAUCCAUCCUGGGUCUGAUCCCAAGAAACCAGAUGCUACAAUCGUGAUCAAAAACAAUAAACUGACAGUAACUAGGGGCUGGCAGAAAGAUUACAGAAAAGAUCCCAAGCAUGGCAUUGAUAUCCCUUGCUGGUUUGUUCAUAACAAUGGAGCAGGGCUGAUUGAUGGAGUUCACACAGACUAUAUUGUUUCCAAUAUAUUUGGCACAACUGUAAAUUAAUCCUCAGAUGUGUGUUUAGAGACCAUUUUUCUGAAUGACUUAUGCUUUCUAAUAAUCAAUCAGCUGUUAAAUUAUAGUUAAGCUUACCUAUCUAUCCUGAUCUCAUAGAACUGAGAGGGACCUUGAAAGGCCAUUGAGUCCAGUCCCCUGCCUUCACUAGCAGGAACAAGUACUGUCCUUCACAGAUUUUUGCCCCAGAUCCCUAAAUGGCCCCCUUAAGGACUGAACUUACAACCCUAGGUUUAGCAGGCCAAUGCGCAAACCACUGAGCUAUCCCUCCCCCAGAAUUGUUGUGUUAGUUGGCAAUACUGUCAUAUAACCAAUUCUAGUGAAUCAGGCUAGUUUGUGUGUGAUUAAUUCUUAAAUGAAAAGUAGCUGUUGUGUUUGCCUAAACAGGCAUCACGCAACCAAUAUCUACAAAAUCAUUCUAUUUCAUCACAUAAACCAAAUAUAGAUUUUUUUUUAUUAAAUUCAUUUACAAGCUUUAUAAUUCCUCUCUGUAAAUGGAGGAAAACAUUUAAUUCAAGUACUUGAGUCUCAAAAUAAAUAAAAGCUUCAAAACUUGCUGUCUUAUUUAGUCAUUCCAAUUGCCAUCCAACAAGGCAUAGAUUCCAGAGUGUCAGGUAAAUGUUGUAAUGAAUUAUCUGCAGCAUAACAGAGCAUCUGACACUUCUGAUCAGAUAGAUCAGACCUUAUUUUCAAGGGAAUUUAUAAAUCCAUAACUUUGUAGAACUAUUUGUGUACUUAAUUGUAUUGUGUGGUGUGCUGGUGUACCACCACGUUCCUGGAAGGAUCGGCAGCAAGGGUUCAUCCUGGGAUCUCUGGAUUUUAAAGCAUGAAUCACUAUUACCUGAACUGAAAAAUUCAGUUCCGAUAGCUCGUCUGUAUCAGGCUCAUCAACCUUUGAAUGUGACCCAGCCACCACUAGAGUGGGGAAAAAAUAGGCCUACAUUUUAAUUCACAGCAAAAUGCAACAAUAAAGUAGUUUUGUCAUGUGCUGUAAAUAUUUGGCACAUUCUGUUAAAAUGAACACUUCCCGAAAGAGUAGGAGUAGGAAGAUGAACCCCAGAGCAUGAGAAUCCAUAAGAAAUAUCUAUCCUGUUUUCACGCUAAUUUUAGUAAAGAAAAAUGGGACGUUCAGAAAUAAAGAAGAUACAUGCUACUAUACUGGGCACAUAGUCUCUAUAUUUGCCAAUUUUUUGGCUUUGAUAAAUAAGGUUACAACAGUAUAUGUAGAGUUCUAGGUAUUUCUAAUUGAUAGCAAAAUAAGGAAUAUUGCAAAUGAUAAGAAAACCUUGUUUUAAUUACCCACCAGUAAUAUAAAGUUGGCAACACUAUAAGGAAGCAGAGUCACCAAAAAAGUAAAUUUUGUCCACAACAUAUCU